This is a messenger RNA of Thalassophryne amazonica, 1867 nucleotides long. RefSeq names its product proline dehydrogenase (oxidase) 1b (gene prodhb). The record is from RefSeq and is a predicted model, not a curated record. The coding region runs from base 26 to 1846 and encodes 606 amino acids. Lineage: Eukaryota; Metazoa; Chordata; Actinopteri; Batrachoidiformes; Batrachoididae. Gene Ontology annotation, cellular component: mitochondrion. Gene Ontology annotation, molecular function: proline dehydrogenase activity; FAD binding. The transcript has 14 exons.
GUCAGGCCUUUUGAAUGUCAGGCUGAUGUUUUACGCUAAAACCGUAUCGGCCUUAAACCGGACCGGGACACGGUUAGCCGUACCAGUCCGGUCCACCGUCACCUCGGCCUCGACACAAACACAGCGUCGGUGCCGCAGCGGCGCCGAACAUGAGCCGCGGUGGACGGAGCAGCGGCGGGGAGGAGGAGCCUCUUUUUCCGCCGUGGACUUUGACCAGACCCGGGAGGCUUACAAGAGUAAAAACUCUGCAGAGCUGCUCAGAAGUUUGGUGGUUCUCAAACUCUGCUCUUAUGACUUCGUGGUUGAUAAGAACGAAGAGAUAAUGGCUUUAGGUCAGAAGAUCCUGGGUCAGGAUGCCUUUGAGCAAGUUAUGAAGAUGACCUUUUAUGGCCAGUUUGUGGCUGGAGAGAACCACCACACCAUCAAGCCGUUGAUCCAGAAGAACCAAGCGUUUGGUGUUGGUGCUGUCCUAGACUACAGUGUAGAGGAAGACAUCAGCCAGGAGAAGCCUGAGCACAUAGCAAAGGACUCGUGCAUAUCAUUUGCAGGCAAAGGGGGCAUAGGCUUGGAUCGUGUAGAGAAAAAUUACAAAGCACCCAAUCAAUUUCAAGAGCACUCCGGGGGAGAGAGGGGAGCCUGCACAUAUUUUUAUGCUGAUGAAGCCAAGUGUGACCAGCAUAUGGAAGUCUUCCUUAAAUGUAUCAAAGCAUCUGGUGCAAGCUCAAAGAACAGCUUCUCUGCAGUCAAAAUGUCUGCCUUGGGACGACCUCAGUUUUUAGUUCAGUUAUCUGAGGUCCUGGUUAAAUGGCGCAGAUUUUUUGCCUUCCUGGCAUUACAGCAGGAUAAAAGUGGCUUGGAGGUCUUAAAACAAAGGCUGGACCUCAAACACCUGCAGGAGUGCUUGACUAGACUGGGUGCAAAGGGAGACUACUAUGGGUGGUUUACCAACAGGAAAGAAGAGUCCACAGAAACCAUUGACGUGCUUGACUGGAACAGCCUAAUAGAUGACAGAACAAAUGCGUCAGAACUCCUAGUCAUCCCAGAUGUAGAGAAAGGUCAGCUGGUGCCUCUACUGGAGAAAUUCACAAUGGAGGAGGAAAAGCAAAUGAACAACAUACUGCAGCGCAUUGACAUCUUGGCAAAGUACGCAAUUGAGAAUGGCGUUUGUUUGAUGGUGGAUGCAGAGCAAACGUACUUCCAGCCAGCUAUCAGCAGACUGACAAUGGAGAUGCAGAGGAUCCACAACAGAAAAAACCCUGUCAUUUUCAACACCUUCCAGUGUUACCUCAAGGAGGCCUACGACAGUGUAACAAUGGAUGUAGAAUUGUCUCGACGUGAAGCCUGGCACUUUGCUGCCAAGCUGGUGCGUGGGGCCUACAUGCAUCAGGAGCGAAAGAGAGCCAGAGUCAUUGGCUAUGAAGACCCUAUUAACUCAGACUACGAGUCCACAAACAGAAUGUACCACAGGUGUCUGGAUUUUGUGCUAGAUGAAAUCGUGCUCCGUAAGAAUGCCAGUGUCAUGGUGGCUUCACAUAAUGAGGACACAGUGAAAUACACCUUGAAGAGAAUGAAUGAGCUCGGUCCCUUAGCCACGGAGAACAGUGUGUACUUUGCUCAACUGCUUGGCAUGUGUGAUCACAUCAGCUUCCCGUUAGGUCAAGUAGGCCUCCCUGUCUAUAAAUACAUUCCCUACGGGCCAGUGAAUGAGGUGAUGCCCUACCUGUCUCGCAGAGCCCAGGAGAACCGUGGCUUCAUGAAGGGAGCUCAAAGGGAGAGACAGCUGCUGUGGAAGGAGCUGAUACGCAGAAUUGCCUCUGGGGAACUUCUCCACAGUCCAGUGUACUGAAAUCCCAGAGAAAAAAAAAAA